Durusdinium trenchii is the source of this 510-nucleotide messenger RNA. The record is from the annotation of a GenBank genome assembly. NCBI's taxonomy places the organism in Eukaryota, Dinophyceae, Suessiales, Symbiodiniaceae.
AUGACUAUGACCGAAAAGCUCUCAGCAUCCAGGAAAUCAUGGUUGCAAGUUGGGAUGCGCGGAGCAUUCCUCAAGGGCACGGGGGGGCCUGGUGCCCCCCAUGUGUUUUCCUUUCAGCGCGCCAGUGAUCUUUGCAAUGAAGGCCACAACCUUGAUGUUGUGGACAGCCAAUUUUGGCGCAGGCGGCAGUUGGCUUCAGAUCACCCAGACAAUGUCAUUUUGCGGACCAAACAGUACAUAUCGGACCCUCACUACAAGGACCAUUGGUUGCUGUACAUGCCUGCUUGCGUGGCAGCUGCAAUGGCGGCCUCGCAACCUGAAGGCGUGCCAGUGGCUAAUUCAUCUUGUCCAAGCAGCCUGCAAAGUUUCAGGCCAUUCCGUUUCAAGGACGAGGAGAAAGCAAUGAGUAUCCAUGCCCCCGAGGAGGUUUUUGCUCAGAAAAGUCGGCGGGCAAGUGGUCCUUUGCCAACCUUAGACCGGGACCCAACCUUGGCACCAUGGAAUCCUUGA